CUUGCCAUCGCCAUCGCCAUUGCUGUCUGUCAAUUGAUACUGCAAUCGAUCCAUCCCAAUCCAUCCUAAUCGACAAUCCGACAAAAAUGAAGCUCUCGUUCGCCGUUGCCACUCUGCUGGCUGCUCUCGCCGCUUCGUCGUCGGCCUCUUCGUACCCCGACAUUGCUGUCGACCUCGGCAACAUCCAGGUCCAGAAGCGCGACACUCCGUCAUCGACCUGGUCGGCUCCUGCGUCCCAGGCCACCAACUCCUUCGACAGCGGCUGGUGGGACUGCGAGGAAGUCAUGGAGAUGGACGAGGAAUGCGUCGAUGUCUCGCCCUCCGAAGCCAUGCAACUGAGCCCCAGCAACUGGGACUGCACCGAAGAAGAGUGGAUGGAUCCCAGCAAGUGGGACUGCGAAGACGAGCCCAUCACCGACUGGGACUGCGAGGCCGACUUUUUGCCCAACACAGGCCCGGCCAACUCCACUGCUCCUUCCAGUGCCCCCAUGGUCUCGGCGACCGCCAUCGGCUCUGCCACUAUCCCACUCUCGACUUGGAUUCCCACUUCGUCGCCUUCCCCGUCGCAGAGCUCCGGAAGCGGCGACCAGAGUGCCGUCAAUGCCGCCCACAGCGACGCUCCUCCGUCCCGCACUCCGCCAAUUGCUGCGUUCCUCACCACCCUCUCGGUUCUGGUUGCCGGAGCUAUUGUUUUGUUCUAAUCCUCCACUCUCUCACCUCCAUUUUUCUCCCUGGCGUCGGUUGCUCGGUGCAAACUCCACCCAUCCUCACGCAAAAUCCAUCUCCCCACGGCUCCUUUGCCUGUCCCCUCCCCUCUUCAUGUCCACUGUGCAUCGAUUAUCGGCACCUGUCCUCCAGAUCGUCGUGCGGUCGUGCCCGGAGCUAGCUCUGCGGCCCCUCCACUAAGCACCAUACAUGCAGCGCUUUCUCCGCCUCCUGAUAUUGGUCGCGCUGGGUGAAGGUUUCCUGCCACCUUCUCAGUUUUUUGCUGGUCGUCUCCCCCCCCCUCGCUCUGCUGUCGGGCUCGAUGGCCGUCCCUCCUUGUCUUUUUGUUGGCAUAUUCAUUAUAAUGUAUGUACACUAUUUCAGAAAAUAACAGCGGGCCACAGUCUCACUUCAAUCGAACA
Molecule: messenger RNA, 1127 nt
Organism: Polychytrium aggregatum
Lineage: Eukaryota; Fungi; Chytridiomycota; Chytridiomycetes; Polychytriales
Exons: 2
Coding region: 87-701 (204 amino acids)
Source: RefSeq, a predicted model, not a curated record